Dermatophagoides farinae (American house dust mite) is the source of this 606-nucleotide messenger RNA. Its product is annotated as histone H2B. Gene Ontology annotation, cellular component: nucleosome. The record is from RefSeq and is a predicted model, not a curated record. Gene Ontology annotation, molecular function: structural constituent of chromatin; protein heterodimerization activity; DNA binding. NCBI's taxonomy places the organism in Eukaryota, Metazoa, Arthropoda, Arachnida, Sarcoptiformes, Pyroglyphidae.
GUAUUUGUGUUUGUUCUCUGAGCGUUUUUUCUUCAUUUUUUGUCUUUCACUCAACAAAUAUAAUUGUUAUUUGAUCAAUUUAUAAUAUCGUUCAUAUCAUAUAUGGCGCCAACACCAACAACCAGUAAGAUUGAAAAGAAAAGUGCUGGAAAAGCACAGAAAUCUGUUCGUGUAUCGGAUAAAAAGAAGAAACAUCGUCGCCGUAAAGAAUCAUUUUCGAUUUACAUCUAUAAAGUAAUGAAACAAGUACAUCCGGAUACAGGAAUAUCAUCGAAGGCAAUGUCCAUAAUGAAUUCAUUUGUCAACGACAUAUUUGAACGUAUUGCAGCCGAAGCAUCGAGAUUAGCACAAAACAAUAAACGAACAACAAUUACUUCAAGAGAGAUACAAACUAGUGUACGAUUAUUGUUACCGGGAGAAUUGGCCAAACAUGCAGUAUCGGAAGGCACAAAAUCUGUUACCAAAUAUACAUCGAGCAAAUGAGUAAAAAGACAAGAUAAAAAAACACAUCAUCAUCUCAUCUGUAGAUCAGUGUAAAAUUAAUUCAUAUUCUCACACAUUUUCAUCUCUAAUAAAUGAAAAUGAAAAAAAUGUGCAAUUUUUAAA